This is a messenger RNA of Pogonomyrmex barbatus (red harvester ant), 5126 nucleotides long. Its product is annotated as regulator of G protein signaling 9. Gene Ontology annotation, biological process: regulation of G protein-coupled receptor signaling pathway; positive regulation of GTPase activity; intracellular signal transduction. Lineage: Eukaryota; Metazoa; Arthropoda; Insecta; Hymenoptera; Formicidae. The record is from RefSeq and is a predicted model, not a curated record. Gene Ontology annotation, cellular component: plasma membrane; cytoplasm; neuron projection. Gene Ontology annotation, molecular function: GTPase activator activity.
AAAAAGAAGAAGGAGCCACGCGUUCACAGGCCUUACGCCUUCGACAAGAUGGAGGAGCUGGUGCGGCAGAUGCAAGACCCUGAGAACGGGGUACCCGUGCGCAGCCAAAAACAAUUUCUCACCUCGAUCCCCUCAGCGUUCAUGGGUUACGACCUCAUCGAGUGGCUGAUGGACCGGCUUGCCAUCGAAGAAUCAGUAGAGGCGGUCCAUAUUGCUAAUCAACUAUGCCAGUAUGGCUACUUCUUCCCGGUGAAUGACUCCAAGACGCUUACCGUUAAGGACGAUAGCUCUCUGUAUAGAUUUCAGACACCCUAUUAUUGGCCGUGGCAACAUAGAACCCCCGACAACGUCGAGUACGCGAUCUAUCUGGCUAAACGAACCCUGAGGAACAAACAACGUCACGCUCUCGAGGACUAUGAGAUCGAAGCUUUGAACAGCCUGCGCAAGAACCUGCAGAACAAGUGGGACAUAAUACAACUACAAGCGGAAGAACAGGUGCGCCUAGCUAAGGAACGCAAGAAGGGCGAUAAGAUAGUGAGCGACUCGCAGGAACGAGCAUUUUGGAGAGUCUAUCGGCCGCCACCCGGUUGUCUCAGUAGCCUGGAAGUCGUGCCCGUACCCACUCGUUUUCGUCCUGGACUUCCGCGACCUCCGUCACGCAAACGCACUCUCACCGAUCUGCAACGUGAGGUGGCCCUUCUACGGAACAGUUUGACACGCACGAGGAUAAAGGUAUCAGCUGCGGUCGAAAAUUUGAAAUCAUACUUUGAAACGUACGUGGAAUACGAUCCGAUGUUCGUACAGCCGCAACCCUCCAACCCAUGGAUCACCGACGAUCAUAUGUUUUGGCAACUGAAUAGUCCCUUAGUGGAAGUUCCUACAGAGAAGCGCGUUAAACGAUGGGCACUGUCGAUGGAAGAACUUAUGUCUGAUCCUACAGGUUUACAAGAAUUCACGAAUUAUUUAAGAAAGGAGUACAGCCACGAGAAUAUAAGAUUUUGGCUGGCGGUCAAAGAUCUCAGGCAUAGUUUUCAAGCACAAAUACCUGACAAAGUCAACGAAAUUUUUAGAGAAUUCCUGGCGCCCGGAGCCCCCUGCGAAAUCAACAUAGACGGGAAAACAAUGGAAAAAGUUCAUCAAGAGAUGAAAAAUCCGAGCAGAUUUACGUUCGAUUCCGCCGCGGAGCAUGUAUAUACGUUACUGUUGAAGAAGGACUGUUAUCCUAGAUUUAUUCGUUCCGAUCAAUAUCGUAAUCUCUUAGCUGCCGGCGUGCAACCACUACAGAAAAAGAGAUUUUUCGGCUUCGGCGGUCAAGCCAAGAAGAAAGUUUCCUCCACUUCGACACCGACGUCUAGCAUUUUGCAGCACUCUUCUAACAUAGGCGGCGGCGGCAGGCGAAGGGGAAGCGACCGGAGCCUCUCCGGGAGCGCCCACGAGCUCGCGGUGUGCGGCGUCCGUGACGUCACUUCCGCGCCGCGAGUGCCGCACUCCCACAGCCAGUCGAAUCUCACCGACAUCCCAUACAGGGGAGAUCUACCACGACUCGUAAAGAUACCUUCGAGGCCUAGUCCACGUAGUAUUCAGGAUGCUGGCGCGACGGAAGCAACAGUUCGCCCUAUGGACGAUGUAUGCCCAUGGGAAGCUGUGCCGGGUCCGAGCACGGAACACGGAGGAACGUCGGAUGUCGUAUCCUCUGGAGGGACAGCAUCAGCUGAUCAAACCCGACGUGUGUGGGAUAGCGGUGGUGGCGGCGGUGGCCACGCGAUGAUCGCACAUCUCGCCGAGGCCGCGUCCGUCUCCCGAAAAAAUUCAGCGCAACUGGAUUCGUGCAGCUCGUCGUCGGACGUCAGCCUCGCUAUCACGGACGUCGUCUCCGAACGGUUGCGGAAGUGUAAUUUACAGCACAGCGCUAGCAUAGGCACAGGUACAUCGACAGGCCCCGCCCCGAUAACGCGAAAUUAUUCUACUUGCUCAGCGAGCGGUCGUAUCAGGCUAUCCGACAUAGGUCGCGCGUCCAUGUCAUCCUGCAACUAUCCGUCGCCUCAGCAGUCAUUCGAGUACUCCCAUGUGGUAGUCGAAAAGGUAGAGGAGAGAUCGUCUCUAGAGAAAAUCGUGCCCGAAGAGGAGAUCGUCGCGGAACCCGUCGUCGUCAAGGAGAGUCAACCGAGUCCCAAGACGACCGCGAAAGCACCCUUGAUCAGCAUCAGCGCGAUCGUGGGCGAUCUACUGAGCGACAACUCCACGAUGGAGAACGUCGACGAGGAGGCAAACGAGAGCUGUACGGCGAAAGACGCGGGGGAGAUCGCCGCCGAGGAGAAAACGAAAGGCGAGGACUCGCGGGCCGAUACCGGGGCGGAUGUGUCACCGGUGGCCGAGGAACCGGCGACGACAGAGGAGCUGCCCGAGGAGUCGCAGGUCGUGCCUGUCUGGGAACCGGACGCCCAACAAGAGGACCGACCGACGACGACGACGACGGCGGCGACGGCGGCGACGGCGGCGACGGCGGCGGCGGAAGCAGUGCCUCGGGAGAAGCGUGACAAUAAUGUUAACGAAGUAUGCCCGUGGGAGGACGAGGAAAACUGUAGAGUGGAUGCACCCUAUGUAAAAACCUAUGCGACUUUAGGUUACUUGUAAUUUGUCGUUGAUAUUAAAAAUCUUGCAUUUUACAUUUUACAACAUUCACAGAUUCGAUUUUCACUUUAAUCCACUUUACUGAGCUCGCGUGUCCAGACCGUCGCGCGUCACAAAAGCCUCGAUCGUGUUGCGUUAAUUAAACGAAGAACACGAGGAUCUUUCGGAGAUAAAAUUUUACUUACGCGGAAGGAUGUAAUGAAACGAGUGCACCUGCGGGUACUGACGGUACACGAAUACCGCGGACAGAUUUUUCACGAUAUCGCAUCGGAAAUCACUAUGUUGCGUGCAAUGGCGAGCAGUUCGUUCGAUAGAAUCGGUAAGGCGAAAAUAUUUACGUCACAGGACGAAAAACGAGCAUCGACGUCUAGUCUUUAACUUUGCAUCGAGUCACUAUUUAUAUUACACGUAUGGCCUAACGAUCCGAUUCGCUUGUUCGAGAUCAUCGGGAUCCACGACGGGAUUCACCUGGAUCUUGGACUUAGAGCUCUUUUUGUCUUUUCCGAUUUCUAGAGCUACUUAAUCUCCGCUGUAUCUAUCCUUGGUACGCGCGAGUUGAAAUAAAAGAAAGAAAGAAAGAAAGAAAAAAAAAAAUAACGCAAAAAUUAUUAUAUAAAAGUUAAGAAGGAGGUCGGGCGUUAUUGUUUUAAAUUAGAGUGCAGUCUCCAAUGUUGUCCGUAGAUUAAUGUAGAUUAACGUAGAUUGGAGACUUAGAAAAGAGAUGUGUCGCGUGACAAGUAGCGAUGAUACGUAGAUCGUGAUCUCUCUCUCUCUGUGUUGAGUAAAACGUUUCAACGGCGACGCGUUGCCGAGUUAAAAAAAAAAAGUAGCGAGUAAAAAAGUUUCGAGUGCGCGGAUUGGGAACUCGUUAUCCCUCAUUUCGUAUCGCGUGUAAACGCGUGCUCGUGGGGUGCUAGCCAAACUUGAGCCCUUUGACCGCUCUCCAUGGUCGCGCUUUUCCCGGAUACGCGCUUUUCCCGCGAAUCAUAUUCGUCGCGAAACUUUACGUUCCGACAUCCCGGUAUAUAUACGUUACAGAACGGCAAUCUGAAUUCACGAAAACUUAAAUUCUUCUUCAAUCAAGCCGAAUUUGCGCGAUUAACGCGAUGUCGCGAUCGCGCGUUUAUAUCAAUAGUAAAUAAUUUAUUUACACUCCCCCCCCCCCCUCGCCGAGAUACAAUCUGCAUCCCAAUGCGCGGCGCGUUACAUAAUUUAAGUGCACGUCUUCGUCUUACUUACUUACUUAAUUAGAUUUACCGCCUAGAGUUAGCGUGUCUUACGCAGUGUCUUACGAGCGUUCGAUAUUAAUUAUUGACAAAUUUAUCGUGACCUGAUAUAUUUUAAGUGUUUAACUAUUUCAUGUUAUAGCUCGUCAUCCGUAAUCGCCUCGAAAUAAUUAAUCAACAUGCCGAUGGCGAUUAUGACGAUUUUAUGGCGGUGUCGCGCUCCUUGAUCCCCGUUUGAACGAGUCGCGAUAAUUAAUGAUGAAGAAAAAAAGAAAAGGAUAAAAAAUGUUGCCGUAAAUCUAAAUAAUAUUAAUGUUCCGGAGUGCCCGUUGUUAUCGGAUCUCUGAUCCUGUUACUGCCCCAGGAUCUCUGAUCCGACGAUAAAAAUUGAAGGGGAGAACUGCUUAAACGUUAAAUGCAACGUUAUGCUCUUAACUGUAUUUUAUCGGUGUCUUUUCGUGUAUAGUUUUAAGAUUAACACAUCAUUGUACUAAUUACUGACGCAAACUACAAACGCAACUGACACGUUUGUCUCGCGUUCAAUCGCGAACUCUACGACGAUUCUGACGGCCAAAUCCUCGUUUUUUUCUCGACGAGAGGAAAGGAUAACUUAACGAAAAUGAAGAACGAUCGCCUAAUUACACUGCACUCUAACGAAAAGAUGGAAAACGAACGAACGUGAAAAAGAAAUGCGGCGGUUCUAAUGCUCGCUAGUUUCCUAACAAUCGAAUAUCGAGUCUGCAGGUCACAAUUCACUCAAGGACGUAUCUGUAUUUAUUUUCUACGUGCAAGAUAGCAAGUAAUAAAGCAAAAACGAAUUAACGAUUGACCCCGUUGACAAUUAUUUGGACGCAACGAGCCGAGUACGGCGGUCUGGACACGCGAGCGUAAUCAUAAGAACUCUAAAAGUAUUCACGACGUACUGUUAAUUCAGCAGCUCAACUUAAGUAUCGUAAAGUUCUUACGAUAGGUUUUAGCCGAUAACAAGACUAGAAUAACACAUGUCCCCGUGAUUGAGAUAUAAGGAGAUUAAUAUAAUAUACUUACUACCGUACAUACACGAUUUUGUUCGCGUCACAGCGGCAACGAAUUGCUUUUCGAUUCGCCCGCGAUAAUUUUAUUGUAUCGAUCCGAGGGAGAAAAAAAAAAAUGUGCGCUGUAGUCAAAUCUUUGGGAAGACACGGGAAGACGAGAGAACUCGGAUGCUGGAGAAAACGUGAAUUCUAAGCAGCGGAGGAGCCAUGGAACAAAUCAAAAAAAAAAAAAAAA